UAAUUUUUAAGUAUUUUGCGUACUAAAUACCGGGUUACAUUUCUAUUUCACAAUUCCCAUCGUUCAUAACCUUAUAAAAUCAAGAAAUAACUAAAAUUGGAACAAUAUGGCGGACAAUAAAUUUUGUGUAACUGCGUGUGUGCGUCCCUCUUACGUAUUUGAUAACCGAUAAAUUAUUUAAUAAUCAUUUUCCACAUUAUUUAAUAAAUAAUUAUUAAUAUUACAAUUGAGGUUAUUAUUUUGAAAGUGAAAAAGAGUAAAUUAACCUCAAAUAAAAUCAAAAACUCAUCAAGUUCUAUUUGAUUGUUUCGUAUUUAACGUAUGAUUGGUACUCGUAAUGGUGUGGAAGGUGUGCUCUGGCAAUGUCAAUCAAUGAUUCAUUAAAAAGACAGACCAUAAAGUUGUGCAAAUAAAUAAUCAACUAAAUACAGCAGGUAGAAAAAAAAACAAAGCUCGUAUGAAAAUAAAUUCCAAGAUUUGUUGAUAUGAAAUCGAGAGGAUGAAGGUAACAGUGUGCUUUGACAACAUCAGGGUGGUAGUACCUUGUGGAGAUGGGAGUCUACUGGUGAGGGAUUUGAUGCGUGAAGCAAUAAUACGUUAUAGAAAAGCAACUGGAAAAACAGAACCAGGUCCAGUGAUCAACAGUUUAUCAUCACUAACUGGAGGUGGUUUAUUGGAUCCUGAUGAUCGACUGUGUGAUGUUGCUGAUGACAGAGAGCAAAUAAUAGCACAUAUAAAUAACUCCGAAGUAAUACAUAUUGGUGGUGAUGGUGCUAGUUCUGUUGGAACUAAUAGUCCUGAUUAUUUCCAACCAGAUGACAAAGAUAAUCGAUAUGGAAUUGAUACUCAAAAUAAAAUCAAUAAUAAUAUCAAAAGAGAAAGUGUUAAGAGACUUUCUAUGCACGCAUUAUCAACACGCGAACUCGUAGGGCCAUCAUUACCGACAUAUUCAGCACUUUCGUUGCCUCGAGAGUCAAGAAGACGCGAACCACUAGGUCAAGAUGCUAAAGCAACGUAUGAAUUAACAUCUAAACAUCCAGAUCUUUGUGAUCAAAAUGAUAUCCAACAUAUUAUCAUCAAGAAUGAACCUGGACCACUUGGUUUACAUGUUGUACCUUGCUAUGAUUUAUUAGGUAAUGACCAAGGCUUGAGAGUCGAAGGAAUAGAACCUAAUGGACGUAUUGCUAAAGAUGGACAGAUUGAUCUUCAUGAUAAAAUUAUCCGAAUAAAUGGCCAUAAUUUGCUCAAAAUUCCUUUCACUAAAGUUCAAGAGAUCUUUAGGACAUGUAUGAAUGAACCUUGCUUAAAGAUAUCUAUAAUAAAGCAUAAAAAAUUAUCGAAAAAAUCAACUAAAGCUUCUGAUGACAAACUAGAUCAACCAGAAGACAAUAUAAAGAAGCUUCAAUGUGCGAAUUAUAAUCUACUACAGAAUGCUAACACUAGAAAAAUAGGACGAAUGAUUGAAAUAGAAUUGACAAAAGGAACUAAUGGUCUAGGCUUUAGUGUUACAACUAGAGAUAAUCCAGCUGGUGGUCAUUGUCCGAUUUAUAUAAAAAAUAUCCUACCCAAAGGUGCUGCAGUGGAGGACGGGAGAUUGAAAUCUGGAGAUCGAUUAUUAGAAGUAAAUAAAAUCGAAAUGACUGGCAAGAGUCAAGCAGAAGUGGUAUCUUUACUACGUUCUAUUCCACCUGGUGGUAAAGUUAGGAUGAUUGUAUCCCGACAAGAAGAAGUAUCCACUAGUUCUUUGGAGACACCAAGUAUUCCUGUGACAGCUACCAACACUUCUCAUGUGUCUGAAGCUAAUUCAUGGUCUAGCCCAAGUGUAUCACCGGUAAAAGCAUCGGAAGAGUUUGAUAAUGGAAAGAAUUAUGAUAAAAAUUAUAAACAACUUGGUGAUGAUGUGAUGUUAUCACCAAGAAAGAAUAGAAUUAUAUUAACAUUUGAUAUUCCAGUUCAUGAUUCAGAAAAAGCUGGUUUAGGAGUUAGUGUGAAAGGUAAAACAACGAGUGCUGAUGAGAAUACUAAUAUGGAUCUUGGGAUAUUUAUUAAAAGUGUUAUUCAUGGUGGAGCUGCUUCUAGAGAUGGAAGAUUAAAGACAAAUGAUCAACUGCUCAAUGUUAAUGGUGUUUCCUUGCUUGGAUUAUCUAAUUCAGAUGCUAUGGAGACAUUAAGACGUGCGAUGCUCAAUACAAAUAGUGUAGUUAGUGGUGUUAUUACACUAACAAUUGCCAGAAGAGUAUCAGCUUAUGAUAGUGAUAAAAAUAACCGUAAUGAUGGGAUAGCAUCAUGUAAAUUAGAAUCUGCCAAUAGUAUUUUUAUAUCUGAUAAUAAAUCUGAUGGUUCCGGUGUAUCAAGAGUGAUGGAGAAAAAUAAUUUAAAUAAUCAAGAAUCCCUUGAUGAUAGUUUGCUAUCAUCAACAUCAGUAUCACCAUGGAAUCCAGUUAUUGAACGACUUACUGAGCAAUACAACAAAAAUAGUAUACGUAAUGAAAGUUAUUGUUUGGCUACCAAUAAAACUUGGAUUGAUUCAGUAAGUAAUGCUAAAAAAAUAAUGAAUCGUGAUAAUGAUUUAGUACUGCUUGAAGAAUCAAUACCUGAUAAUGUUCAUGAUGUUAAGAAGAAUGUUGAUGAUAAAGAGAGCCAAUAUUCUGGUGAUCCAAGUUAUGAUUCUCAAUUAUCAUUAGAAGAAUUUUCAUCUGGUAAUCAAUUCUCUCGUGAUGCUUUAGGUAGACAGAGUAUGUCGGAGAAACGACAUGCAGCUUUGGAUGCCAAAAAUACUGACACUUAUAAGAGGAAUAAAAAAUUAAGAGAAGGUAGAGAAAAUAAAAGUCAUGGUAAUAAAACAGAGACUGAAGAAUCAAAGUCUAAUAUUAGUAAAGAUGAGGAACAAGUAACGAAAAAAUGUGGUGAAAGUCAAUUUGAAGUUACUAGAAGACGAUUUGAAAAGAAAUCUGAUUCAGGACAUUCUGAUUAUGUUUAUACAAUACCAGGUUGUAAUAAUAAAAUAUCACCUAAAAAACAUUGGCUUGUUGAUGAUAAUCCGGUUGAUGUUGGUAAUAAUAAUCAAUGUAAAGAUGAACCUGAAGGUUUUUCACAUAGUCGUGGUGAUGUUAAACAAGCAUCCUUAAACUCAGCACUUGAUAAAAGAUCACGAAAGAAGGGUUUGAAAUCAAUGCUAAGACUUGGUAAAAACCGAAAGUCAUUGAACUUUGGAGAUAAUCUUGAUGCACGACAUGAAAGCAUCCUUCAAUCAGUCCAGUGGAAUCUCUUAUUAAUUCCUAAACGAUUCAAAAGUAAACCAAACAUCACCAAACCUAGAAAACCUCAUUAUACUAGAGCAGUAUUUGGCAAGUUUGUUCAAACUUAUUACAAACCUAAAGUAGAACCACGACCUAUUUGGGAAGCUUGUGGUAAUAUCCAGGAAAAAAUGGCGGUUAAAACAAAAGAACAUCAUCCUUAUCAUGAUAUUAUUGCUCGUGAGGUAUUUAAUUGGUUCAAAAGUUCACGAAUGAUUGCUUUUGUUCAUAAAAACUCCAUCAACGCCCUUGACUUGUUUGAUGCUCAAGUACCAUUAUAUCGAGCUAAUAUGCACGUCAAGUACUAUGAAUUAGAUAUGAUGGAACGUGCUUUAGAGAAUACUCCUUACGAACCAGUUUUGAAACUUUGUAAAGCUCCUUGGAUGGUUAUUUUUGGUCCUGAUGGUGGUGAUGUCAAGGUGUUGACUAAAGUUCUCAAGUCAACACCACAAUUGAUUCUCAUUGCUGGAAUUUAUGAUGGAGUGUUUUUAAAUGUUAAUGACUUUGUGAAGUAUGGGCAAAUGAGUAUUGAUGAAGCUAGAGCUUCGUUAGUUCAGACGUUGCAAACUGGAGGUGGUAAUAACUUGAAUCGAAUGCUUAAUUAUCAUCCAUCUACUCUAGUGUCGCGGUUAGAAGCAUUGAAUAAGAAAAAAGAUGGAUAAUAAAUGUAAUUAUUUGGUAUUAAAUUUUAUUUAUAAUAAAAUCUUUAAUUGUUAGAUAUAAAAA
This is a messenger RNA of Chelonus insularis, 4022 nucleotides long. It is a transcript of the gene baz, whose product is annotated as bazooka. Gene Ontology annotation, biological process: establishment of centrosome localization; establishment or maintenance of epithelial cell apical/basal polarity; intracellular protein localization. Gene Ontology annotation, molecular function: phosphatidylinositol binding; protein binding. NCBI's taxonomy places the organism in Eukaryota, Metazoa, Arthropoda, Insecta, Hymenoptera, Braconidae. The record is from RefSeq and is a predicted model, not a curated record. Gene Ontology annotation, cellular component: apical plasma membrane; adherens junction; apical junction complex. Bases 500 to 3958 code for a protein of 1152 amino acids. The transcript is spliced from 4 exons.